This is a messenger RNA of Onychostoma macrolepis, 4700 nucleotides long. It is a transcript of the gene ano9b, whose product is annotated as anoctamin 9b. Bases 435 to 2801 code for a protein of 788 amino acids. The transcript is spliced from 24 exons. Lineage: Eukaryota; Metazoa; Chordata; Actinopteri; Cypriniformes; Cyprinidae. Gene Ontology annotation, biological process: chloride transmembrane transport. Gene Ontology annotation, molecular function: chloride channel activity. Gene Ontology annotation, cellular component: plasma membrane. The record is from RefSeq and is a predicted model, not a curated record.
GACAUUGAGUUUGAUAUCAUUUUGAAAAUACAGAGGAGUGACAACUCUAACCAUCUCUUCACAUUCAGAGCUGACUGUUGGUAGUAACGUCUGUGUAGUGUGAACAGCUUUAAGGAGAAGGCGGAGUUGAGUUUCGAUCUCGUUAUCAGUAUUGAUAUGUGUGUAUCGACAGUAAAUAAGCCUCAGCCCCGCCCUUCAAACAGAGAGCGGUGACGUAUGUGGUCUCACCUGUAAAGGUAAAUGGCACGAGCAUACCGUCGUGCUUGCGGAUCUCUUAAACAUGAAACUGCGGAAGUUCACACUGCUUUCGAUCGCUCUCGGUUAGUUUUCAUUUCUCGCAUUAGUUAAGAGCUGGUCCUCGGCUAUGUGAGGAUAAAAGAAGAGAAACCGAUGUCAGUCUGCCUGAACUUAACUGAUCUGCUUUGGGAACUUUGAUGAGGAUGUUCUUCACUGAUCGAGAGGAAGAUAUGGCUCUGUUUGAGCUGGACAAUGGAAAUGAGCCUUUACUUCCAUCACAGCGUAACUUGCACCUUCCUCGAUUAUAUGACUAUGUCCUGGUGGCUGAUAAAGUGGAGGACAUGGAGGACCAAAUAUUUAAGAAGCAGGAUGCCUUUAUCUGCGAACUGAAACAGAAGAACAUUAAAGUGACUAGAAUUGAACAUGCUGGAAAGGUGUUCUUCGGUAUCUGUGCACCUGAGGAGAUUUUUGCAAAGUACAAGUACUUACUAAAGGUGUCUGAUGCCUGUAACUGGAGUGGAGAGCAAAAGUGUGACUUGUCUGUCUCAAUGUGCACCAGAAUCAGGAUUGUCUACUUUGUCUUGAACAAUACCUUUAUAGGAUCAGGAGAGGGCCUUAGAGACCUGUUGUGUCAAGGUGCUUUUGAGUCCAUCUUCUGUCUGCAUGAGAAAAAAGAGCAGAAAAAACUAAAGAAGAAGUGGGCAAGCUGGUUGGCAGUAAUGAAGCUUUUUCAACAGCCUGUCACUGAUAUCAAGGACUAUUUCGGGGAGAAAGUGGCACUGUAUUACCUGUGGCUGGGCUGGUACACACGCAUGCUUGUCCCUGCAGCUAUUAUCGGUAUUGUUGUGUUCUUGUACGGCCUUGCCUUCUUCAAUACAAGUCCGCUCAUUCAUGAAGUCUGUGACUCCGACAUCAUCAUGUGUCCAAGAUGUGACAUAAGAUGCAGCGUCUGGAACCUGUCUGACACCUGUACAUAUGCCAAGGUGAGCCAACUAUUUGACAAUGAAGGGACGGUGGCUUUUGCCAUGUUCAUGGCAAUUUGGGCAACCCUGUUCUUGGAGCUUUGGAAGAGACAUCGAGCUCUGCAUGUGUCGAAGUGGAAAGUGUUUGACUGGUGCGAGGAGGAGGAAGAAUUGAUUUUGGAGAUCGUAAAUAACCCCAAGUGUAAGCCAAAAGAGUUCAGACAUUCCUACCUGCGCAGCAUCGUGGUGCUUCUUUUGGUCACAUUAGUGCUGGUGGUGAUCAUAGGUCUGACCCACGCUCUGGUCAUCUGCCGUGUUUUAACUGCAAUAUUGUUGUCCCAAAGCAACUGGCACUUUCUGCGUGAUCAUUCCACCACAGUAGCCAUGUUAUCUGGAGCUGUGUUGCACUACAUUACUAUUCAGGUUAUGACUCGGGUCAACAAAAUUGUGGCCUUCAAACUGUGUGAGUUUGAAAAGCCCCGCUCUUUUGCAGCCACAGAGAAGCGCUUCACAGUGAAGAUGUUCACAUUUCAGUUCUUUACCCUCUUCUCAUCUCUAUUUUAUGUGGCAUUCUUUCUAGGAAGGUUCAAUGGACAUCCAGGAAACUAUGUUCGAAUAGCAGGGAAAUGGAGACUAGAAGAGUGUCAUCCAAGUGGCUGCCUUACAGAUCUCUUCAUCCAGAUGGCUGUUAUUCUGGUGCUCAAACAAACAAUCAACAACAUAUUCGAGUUCACAGUGCCCUGGUUAAAGCUGUGUCUUAAGCGGACGAAAGCCAAGACGAUGCGCAGAAAGUGUGGUAACUGUUACCGGAAGGCAUGUCGAGAUGAGGAGAGCAGCUUCGAAACAUGUGACCUCUGCAAGCUUCGUAACUGGAUGGAAAACUACGACCUGACUGAUGUUAAUGCUUUCAGCUUGUUUAAUGAGUUUUUGGAAAUGGUUCUUCAGUUCAGUUUCACCACCAUCUUUGUGGCUGCAUUCCCUCUGGCUCCCUUGUUGGCCCUUAUCAAUAACAUAUUUGAGAUCAGACUGGAUGCCAUCAAGAUGGUCAGCCUUGAGCGCCGUCUAGUGCCCAAAAAGACGAAUGACAUCGGUGUGUGGACUAGAAUAUUAGAAGCUGUUGGGGUGAUGGCUGUCAUUGCUAAUGGACUAGUGAUUGGGAUUUCCUCUGACUUCAUACCCCGUCUGGUGUAUCGUUACCAUUAUGGACCUUGUGCUACCAGCAAUAGUACAAGCCUGGACUGUAUGACAGGAUACAUCAACAACACUCUGGCAACAGCAUUCAUGUCCAAUGUGAAUGUCAAAGAAGACUUCAAGCACUUGCUAGAGAAAGGAUAUAAUAUUACGCAGUGCAGUUACAAAGACUACCGCAGUGAUGUAGACCAGAGUCUCACCUCUCAGUUUUGGCUCAUUCUGGCACUUCGCUUUGCCUUUGUUAUUCUGUUCGAGCAUGUAGUGGUGAUGUGCAAGUUUAUUGCAGCCUGGUUUAUACCUGACAGUCCUAUCAGAGUGAAGAAUGACAGGCUAGACGACAAACUGAGAAGACUGAAAAAGGAACUUGAGGAAGCAAAUACAAUAUAUAACAGCAGAUGCACUGAGGUGUGAACGAUGAAGGUUCAAAGCAGAUUCUUUUAUAUCAGAGAUUUGAAAACCUGACUUCCGUGUGCACAACAAGACUGACACAAGGAAGAUUUCUGUAUUUGAGAUCAUUAUCUCACUUUGUAUCCAUACGUGAGAUGUAUCUCUUCACUACUUUUAGAGCCAUUAUUGGAGCUUUGCUCUCUUUGCAGUUUACAGUUUUCCCUCAAGAUGAGUCAUAUUUGCUCUGCUUCAGAGGGAUACACCAUACAUUUUUUGGGGGUUGUAUCAUAAACUAAUUAUGUUUCUGAGCAAGGAAAGAAAAUUAGCUUUUUUAAAAAUUAAAAAAAAACUGUGAAAAUGUAAAAUCCGACAGUUGAUGUUUUUUUUUUUUUUUAUGAAACAAGCCUAAAAGUAUCCAUUAAUUUUGUUGCCAAAAUUUUUAUUUUACAAUGAUUCAUGUCGCCUAGAAGACUAUUUUAACAGGAUAUAUUUAUAUAUUUUGGUGUUUGCUUAUAAAAAGUAAGAAAGCUUCAAACUGUCUUUGGCUUUACUGACUUUUUAUGUAAAUCCAAAGACCUGAAUGUGACAUAAAGGAAAAAUACAGGAAGUUAUGCCAUUGUGUGAUAUGCUCUUUACAAUGCUGUCCAUGGCUUUUCUAAACAACUUUCUUUCUCAUUAAAUAUAAAUAUAUUUUGAUAUUGAAUUUUUUUAAUAUUGUCUUAUUGAUGUAUUCAUUAAUUUUGUUCCAGAAAUGAAGUAAUGGGGUGAAAUAAAUGUUGAUGUUGAAGUUGAAAUAAAACUGUCAACAUGUUUUCCUCCUUAAGGUGUCACUGCUGAGUUGCUUCAGACAAAGAAUGAGUGCUUGUAUUGCGCAAAGAGAUCACAUAGUUUCUUUUGGCCAAUGUGAUUUGUCUGUCAGUUGCUUAAAAUAAGCUAAAUUAUAUUACUUCCCCUUCAUAAUUUUGCAAGAAUUUAAUAGUAGAAAUAAUAAUAAAUGGAAUGUGAAGAAGGUUUGUGUAAACCUUCCUAAAAUAUCAAUAAAUCUUACUUUAAGUAUCUUCUAAUAAUAAUCCAUGAAAAGAUGAGUCAGCUGUGUCUUAUUUUGUAGCAGAACUUAUGCAUUCAUUCUUUUUAUAUAAAACAGCAACUUUUUUUAACUACUGCUUUCUCUAAGUGUUGCUGGGUCACACAUGGGGAACUGAGUAAUUUCAUGUGUGCAUAUUUCUGUGGCUGCGUUGGGCUUUUCUGUUCAGCCAAAUAUACUUGGCUCAUACCACUCAAACCAGAUAUGCAUAAAAUGUGGAGUGCCUUUGUAAUUUAGAGACAUUAAACGUCUCUUAAUCUUCCUUUUUAAUUACCAUUUUCCUCUUGCGGAUAAACUGCCUUGAAUUUUACUUCUGUCUUUGAGAAUUUUUUGUCUUUUUUUGUCUUUGAUGUUUAGAGAAUAAACAGAUAGAACCAUUUCUCUGUUCGGAAAAUGCUGCAGAAGAUCUUUAAAAACAAACAUCUCUCUGUUCCCUCCCUGUCUUCAUUCACUGAACUCUGUCUCUCCGAGUAAAGUCAGGCCAAAGCUGUUUGUCAGCGCUUUACAAUUCUGUCUCUAUAUUGAAGAGAGAGCUGUUUUGAUCAGUGGUGGCUCAGGAUGUUCCCAUGCACUCAACUAAAGACCACAACAAUUGUACACUGACCCAUAAUGCAUUCCAACCUGUCAGCCAUUAGCCUCAAGAAGCCUUCCAAAAAAAAAAAAAAUGAAGACAAAAACAGUCGAGUUUGCAUACACAAGACUUUUUUUGUAUCAGUUCCCAUGGAGAGUGCAUACUGUAUGUUCAACAUUAAUGCAUUUAUUUAUUCAUAAUUACUAUCAGAACAUUUUUGAUAAACAGCAUAAAGGCUAUAUAAAUAUGCUCUGAUGCAUACAUGGAU